Papilio machaon (common yellow swallowtail) is the source of this 5508-nucleotide messenger RNA. It is a transcript of the gene Gyf, whose product is annotated as GRB10-interacting GYF protein 2. The coding region runs from base 124 to 5220 and encodes 1698 amino acids. NCBI's taxonomy places the organism in Eukaryota, Metazoa, Arthropoda, Insecta, Lepidoptera, Papilionidae. Gene Ontology annotation, molecular function: protein binding. The record is from RefSeq and is a predicted model, not a curated record. The transcript is spliced from 27 exons.
UUCGUUUCGUUCAUCGUCCGCCAUAUUUUACUUUACUCCGUCGUAACCGUGCGUGCGUGCGUCUAUUAUUGAGUCACAUCUCCAGAUCUUAGCCUUGACAAUUAUAUUAAAACUGUGACAAUCAUGGGAGAUCGCAACAACCCUAUUAAGUUUGGACCUGCAUGGAUGCGUAACUUUGGACAAAUAAGUACUUCAGGAGGCUCAGCAAACAACAACCAAAACUCCACAAACUCAAGAGUUGCAACUACCACUGCUUCUAAGAUAUCCACAGCACCCACAAGCAGUGUUACUUACUCAGGGGCCACAAAUACCCAAGCCCAAUCUGGAGAGGGCACAGCACAAGGUUCUGCCAAUUCCAAUACAACAACAACAACAAACUCUGGAAAUUCUGGAAACAAUGAAUUAAUAUUAGCUGAAAUGCGGUAUGGAAGGGAAGAGAUGCUAGCUCUGUAUGAAAGAACCACAGAUGCACCUGAACAGUUAAAGUACUUUGAUCAGUUGUAUCAACAAAGGCGAAAGCCACCUGUCGCAUUAAAUAACACCUUUCAAGAAGAAAUGCAACGUGAAAAUACUCGAGGAGCAAAACCUGCUACUACCAGUCGUAACUUGAACCGUGCAUCUCCCAAUGAGAAUCGUCGAACUCGCACACCAUUUCCUCGGAAUGCUUCAUCUGGAAAAGGUUUAUUAUGGAAUAUGGCCCAAAAAAACACAAGGCCCCCAACUUAUCACCCUACUUUUGAGGCUAACACAGCUAUACCCUGGGGGGGAAAUAAUGGUAACACACCCCAACCACCACCACCAAGACCUCACGUUGAGCAACAUGAAAGGUCUGGGACUAAGGUUUAUCGAAGACGUGUCAAUAAUAAUACUAAUUGGAGGCAGCAUUCACGAGAGGAAGAUGAAUGGCGGUCAAGGAAUCGUCCUAAUGCCGAGCGUGAUUGGGGCGAAAGACCUGUUCAAGGGAAACAGUCAACAUGGAAUAAUAACCGCAGCGGAUGGGUGGGGGGUGACACCAACAAUGAAGAAAGUCUCCCGGAGUGGGCCGUCGAAAAUGCUGUAGGAAGAACCGGUACUUUCGAUUCCACGGGAGCUUUUCAUGGCUACAGUAAUGACGACACAAAUUUACCUAAGACUACUGAGACAUCACCAUUUCCACUGGUACGUUCUUUAACUCAUGGGAGUUUAGUGCACAAUACAAAAACUCCUGCGAAUGGUUUUGAAGAUUGGUGGGCAUCAGAUAAAGCUAAAAAAUUAUCUCCUAACAAAUUUGAAACUAACGAUGUAAAGUUCAAACAGGCAUCAAAUAUGGGCCCAAGUGAGGAUAAUAUACCUACUAAAAUCAGUAAAGAGGAGAACAGACAGGAUGAUAGCAACAGUAAUGCAGAAGAAACUGAUAAAAAUGAAACAUCUGAGACAUCACCAUCUACUCCAGAGACUCAAAAUACUACCAAUUUCUCAGAUGACAUAAAAGAAGCAAGUCUGAAAACAAAAUUUGUUGAGAGCAAAACUUUUGAUGCUUUAAUGCGGUCUGAUAUCAACUUGGAGAAUGUGACUGAUGAUAGAGGAAACUUUCAAUCUGUUCUGAUUACCACUAACAACACACUACGGCAGAAACAUCAGAAUAUUGUUGCUUCAAAUGAAAAUAUGCAGAGGCAGCCCCGAAUGCCCGUCUUGCAACGCAUUCACUCUUUGGCAAAUGAAGGUGAUGCUGCUAAUUCCACAUCUAAAAAUCUUGUAGAAGAAAUGUUUAAUUUAACUGUGGAUGAUUCAAAUACAUCAACAUCGAGUGCUACAUCUACAAAUGCAAAUACUUCAGGCAACCAAACAGAUCUACAAACAUCUACACAAAUGCCAACUAGCAGCAUACCAUUACCUUCACCUAGACUAUCCAUGGGAGGUAUACAAGCUGGCGGAAUGCAAGCUGGCAACACGCCAGCUGGCGUCAUGCAAUCUGGAGGCAUGCAAGCUGGUGGUUUACAAGUUGGCAUUUUGCAAGCUGGGGUAAUGCAAACUGGUGGUAUGCAAGGUAUCCCUUCUGGCGGUAUACAAGCAGGAACAUUGCAAGCCGGAGGAAUACAAGCUAGCAACAUGCAAGCAGGCAAUAUGCAAGGCGGCGGGAUGCAAGGGGGCGGAAUGCCAGGCGGCGGAAUGCAAGGCGGCGGAAUGCCAGGCGGUGGGAUGCAAGCUGGCAACAUGCAAGGAGGCAACAUGCAAGGCGGCGGCAUGCAGGCUGGCGGGAUGCAAGGUGGCGGCAUGCAAGCUGGCGGGAUGCAAGCUGGAGGCAUGCAAGGCGGCAUCAUGCAAGCCGGCGGUAUGCAAGGCGGCGGCAUGCAAGCUGGCAAUAUGCAAGCCGGUGGUAGGCAAGGCGGCGGUAUGCAACUCCAUGCAGGCGUUGGAGGCCGUGGCGGGUAUGAAUCUGUGGGAAUGCAACAUAAUACAAUGCAACCAGGGGGAAUGCACUUUGCUGGCAUCCAUCCUGGUCAAUUACACACAAGUGGAAUGCAAACUGCACAAGCCAUACAACAGACCUUACUGCAACAAGCUGGAUUACAAUCUGCUGCAAUGCAAGGAGGGAUGCAACCUGGGGAACUGCAAUCAAAUAUGUUGCAGUCUGGAAGAGAUGGAAGCGGAAUGCAAGGAGCAUUACAGGCAAUGCAAGCAGCUAGAAUGGGGUCUGGCUUGCAAAAUGUCGGUGUACCAAAUCAAGCUUUAAAUACCGCAAUGGGUCUCCCAACAUCUGGAAAUGGACAAGUCAUACCGAUGCCGGGUGUUUCCAGACCAAUGAUGCAAAAUCCAGCUGUUAUGGGCUUAGGCGCAGCAGAGAUGCAGCCGAAUGCUUCAAUGAUUUCAGCUUACCACCAACAAAGUGGUCUAUCUAUGAUGAGUGGUUCAAAUGUUCACAACUCGCUGUUUAUGGGACAGACUAAUAAUUCGAUGCAAGGUACAAAUGAGAUGCAUAGGGCGCGCGCGGAGAUGUAUCAAACAGGGCAACAACAAGCAGCAUAUGGUUCUAUGUACAUGAUGCAAACAAGUAAUGGCCCACCUCCUCAAAAUAAUAUGAACGUUCUUGACCAGUGGUACUAUGAAGACCCUCAGUACAAUGUGCAUGGUCCAUUCUCAUCCAAGGACAUGUACAAUUGGUAUAAAGCAGGCUUUUUCAAUUCUAACUUGAUGAUUCGUCGAGCCUGUGAUGUAAACAUGCGUCGACUUGGCUCUUACGGCCCCAUGGCCUUUGGUGCCCCUAUUGAUCUGCUGCCUCCAUACCCGGGGCCUGGUGGUUAUGAUCGCCGUCCUCAGGCACCUCAUGAUUUACUCAAUCAAAAGGGACUCGGAUUAGAGGAAAGUUUAUGGCGUCAGAGUGGUCAAUCUCCUGAGAUGCUGUGGAUGGCUCAGUCUGUCGAUGCCACUAACGAGUCUCGCGUUAAUAACUUGCCAAUGCAUUUCUGGGACACGGAGCCCUCGGCCUUAACCUCUAAAUCUAUAUUACCCGAGAAAAUAGACAAGGAUGUGAAAUGUGAAGAUCAAGUGCCUGUACAGUUAAUGCCGUUAGUAAACAAUCAAUCCUCUGUUUCAACUACAAGCAGUGACUCACAGUCAGAAGUUUUCCCCCUCAUAAAUGAGAGGACGACACCCAACUUGGAGGAAAUCCAAAAUCUGUUACAAAUAAAAUGGCUUGUAACUGUAGCGUCUUCCUCCAGUAAAAGUACAGAGGAAAACGAGGAACUAGAGGUCAAGGGUGAUCAAGUUUCAAAAGAGGAGGAACCGUCCACUGAUAGUAGUAACGGCAAGCCAGAGUCGCAAAAUAAUAGCAAACCGUCGGUCGAGACGAAAGUAGUGAAGACAAAUAAACCAGAGAAUGACAAAUCUGUAAAGGGGAAGACUACAAAGAGUAAGAAUAAAAAGACAAAAGUGGGAAAAAAGGAAGAAGUGGCUGAAACGAAAGUCAAAGAAGAAGCUGUUAAAUCCGAGAUAAAAAAAUCGGAUGAGACCUCGCUGCCUAAAAACAAAAAAGAAGAGAAACUAAGCAGAAAAGAAGUAGAAAAGGAAGGAAAGGAUGUUAAAGAGGGGACAAAAGAAGAAGUGAAAGGGUCCGAUAAGGGGGUUUCUAAGGAUUCCAAGAAAAAAGAAAAUGCCAAAGUUUCUGAUGGUGUAGAUUGCAAUAGGAAAGAAAUUGCCGCCGACGAGAAAAAGGGGAAAAAGAGUACCGAAAAAACGACCAAUGACAAAAAACAGCAGCCUGAAACCCAGCUGGCAGUCGAAACUGUGCAAUCAGCUAAAAAGACCCCGUGGUCGGAUGCGGUCUCUGCGCAGGCGCAAUCUGCUAACAACUACAACAUGACCUUGAGCAAUAUACAGCGUCUCGAGCGGGAGAAGAAAAUGGAAGAAAUUAAAAUGCAGCAACGAAUGAUCCAAAUUAUUGCGUCACAACAGGCCGAGACUCUCGCAAGGGAAAAGAUAAUGCAAGCUCGCCUCCAUUGGGCUAAGACGGGGCCCUCUUCAAUUGUGGCUCCGCAAAUCACCGACAUACAGGCUGAGGCUCGCAUGCAAGCAGCGGCGGAGUCAUCGGCUGCUGCGAUGGCCCAGGCCUUGGACGAUCCUGAAAUACUUCUCCCUCCCAUUCCUAACACACCGUGGGUCACAUCCGGCAAAAGCGAUCCCCCUGGCCCAAUCGGUUUCUGGGAUGCACAGUCUAAAAACGGAAAGGCGACUGAUAAACCACAAGAGUCACAGAAAGUUGAAGAGACUAACCCACCUACCAAGAAAAAGGCUGCCACUCCAGUUAACACACAAAAGGAGGUGUCGCCAGCUGUCCUAGAAUUCGAUUCCUGGUGUAAAAAUGUCCUAAUGGUGUGGGACAAAACCAUAGAUGUAACGACAUUCGUCAGCUUUCUCAAAGACAUCGAGUCACCGUACGAUGUUAAAGAUUAUGUCAAAUUUUAUUUGGGAGAGUCAAAAGACGCCAAUGAUUUUGCUCGUCAGUUUUUGGAGAAAAGGUCUAAGUUACUUCGUGUGGGCAUGGUGACACCUUCCGAUGAUCUUUGCUCCCCGGCAAUAGCAAUUAACCCACGUAUGUCGCUGAAUUCGGGUUACCAGGAAGUAAAAGGUAAGGGUAAAAAGGCGAAAAAGAACAAGAUGCUGAAAGUGGAUUCGCGGAUUCUCGGCUUUUCUGUAACGGCUUCUGAGGACCGGAUCAAUGUUGGUGAUAUUGAUACUGCCUAAAUGACUAUUGUGUUCAAAUUGUUCUACAACCCAAGCUUUGAACAGAAACUGAUGUAAACACGAUGGAUUAAUUUAUACAUUUUUUUUAAUAAUUUUAAUUUUGACUAAGAUGAAUGUUUCGGUACACAGCGUUUUAGUGCAGCAUCUUCCUUCUGCAUUCCUUUACGUACUGCUGUGUAACGACUGGUUCAUCUUUUAAAGAUAAAGUUCAUGCAUUACAACGAUAUUAUUUUAUGUUUAGAUUUUAACUAUAUUUUUAUUCAAGCAAUUAAUUUAUAUUUUUUAAUA